UUACCUAUAGCUUCCACCAUUAAUAUCUCUUUCUCUCAAGCUUUAUCAAGAUCUCAUCACUCUCCCCUUUUCAAUUUUAAUGGGUACUAUUGCAGAUGAUGAUGAUCAGAAGAAGCUGAAUGAAACCCAGAAGAUGGACGUGGAAGAAUCAGCAGAAGCAGCAGCAGCUCUUAAAAAGGAGCUUCGUCGGAAAAAACGCAAGAAAAUGGCGAUUCUCUUCGUCAUCUUCACAAUUUUCCAAAUCGGGAUGUUACUAGUCACGGUUCUAGUCGUGAUGAAGAAUCGAACCCCCCAAUUCAAACUUAAAUCCGCCACCUUUGAAGCGUUCAACGUCAAUCCCGCGGCCACAAACCCGUCUUUCAACCUCACCAUGAUUCCGAAUAUCAGAAUCAAGAACACCAACUUCGGUACUUACAAGUAUGGGGAGACGACGGUUACGUUUUUCUAUAGGGGUAGUGUGAUCGGGAGCGCGGUGGUUUAUAAAUCGAAGGUGGGGAUGAGAUCGACUAAGAAAAUUAGAGGGACGGCGAUUGAACUGAGUUCGACGGGGAUAAAUGGGAAUUUGGUUGCCGAGUUGGGGAAUGAUCUGAGUUCAGGGAUGUUGCCGGUGACGAGUCAGGCGAGGUUGAACGGGAAAGUGGAGAUGAUGUUUAUCAUAAAGAGGAAGAAAUCAGCUAAUAUGAAUUGUUCAAUGAAGAUUAACAUUUCCACCAGGGAGCUUCAGGAAAUUAGCUGCAAUUGAAAUGUUACCAUCAUUAAUUAUUUAAAUAGCUUUUUUUUCUUCUAAAUAUUUUGCCCUUCAUUCCUAUUUGUGUGAUUUAUGAUAUUUGUGUUUUGUACUUUAUAUAAAUAUAUUUGUUUAAUUAUUCAUAGCUCUUGUAUAUUUGUUUUUG
Molecule: messenger RNA, 893 nt
Organism: Impatiens glandulifera
Lineage: Eukaryota; Viridiplantae; Streptophyta; Magnoliopsida; Ericales; Balsaminaceae
Product: late embryogenesis abundant protein At1g64065-like
Exons: 1
Coding region: 80-742 (220 amino acids)
Cellular component (GO): plasma membrane
Source: RefSeq, a predicted model, not a curated record